UUUAACCGAAAAUAAAAUGAACCGUGAAAACAACAGUCUUUUGGUUUUGUUGAUUGUGAACAUCUUUACCGACUUUUCGGUGUUAGCGACGGGAAUCCAAUUGAAUGGAAGCGCAAUUCAGUCCUCUCAAUACUACAAUUGCUCGGCGGAUAAAGCCCUGAACGGCGAAAAGAUCAUGUAUAAUGAAACAUUACCAACAUGCACUUGCAGUGUUACUCAAUUAAAACAAUUCCCUCGAUGGUGGGAAAUGGAUUUUGGAUCAAGACAUUUGAUUGGUUCUAUAAAUGUCACCGGUCGUUCAGGUGAAGGAGGAAGCUUACAGAGUACAAACCUUACUGCUUUUUUAAGUAACAACACAAUGGAGACUAAUAAAAGUACAGUGGUUUACUCAUCUAUGGAGAAAACCGUUGGACUAUACGUAACUUUGGAACCUCCUCGAGUUGCACAGUACAUUAAUAUAAAAAAAGAGGAUAACAUUGAAGUAAUGACCAUUUGUGAAGUUGAAGUAUUCGAAUCAAACUGUGAGAUAGGAUAUUUUGGUGACAAGUGUUUACGACGGUGCCAUUGUAAGAGUCAAUGUGAUGUACUGACUGGCAAUUGCAACGAAUGUGAGCCGGGAUGGGGUCCACCAACAUGUGAAACUGUUUGUUCACAUGGGUUCUAUGGACCAAACUGCAGGAAAGACUGCUCACACAAUUGUGAAAACAACACUUGCAACCCUCAGAAUGGCUCCUGUGUGCAUGGAUGUAAACCUGGAUAUGAUUAUACUUUGAGCACAAACUGCUCAGCUGAUUGUUCAAAAGGCAACUAUGGACAAAACUGCAGCAAAGAAUGUUCACACAAUUGUGAAAACGACUAUUGCAACCCCCAGAAUGGCUCCUGCGUUCAUGGAUGUAAACCUGGAUAUGAUUAUACUAUGAACACAAACUGCUCAGAUGAAUGCAAGGAUGGAUUUUACGAUGAUUGUAAAACGCCGUGUGGGCAAUGCAAACAGACACCAUGUAACAAAACUGAUGGACAUUGCACGGGUGGCUGUGUAGAAGGAUACACUAGAAAUGAAUGUGACCAAGCCAUCGUUGACGAUCACAGUGAACAAAACGGCUUUUCUUACGGUGCAGUUGCUGGAAGUGUAAUCGCAGCUCUUUGUGUUGUCGCUGCUAUUGUUGUAGUAAUAUUUUUCUUCUACAGAAAAAGAACUCGAAAACUGCAAACAAAAGAAUCAAGCAAAACGUACGAAAACGCUGCGUUUAAUACACCGAGGAAAACAGUUUCACAUGCAUCGAGGCACAUUUCAGUAAAAACAUCAGAAAAUACGUAGGAGACAGACGUUAAAUACUAUGAGUUUGAAAAUUCCAUUCCUGGCAUUCAGAUUCAUAAUCUUUGGGAUUACAUCAGAG
Molecule: messenger RNA, 1397 nt
Organism: Mya arenaria
Lineage: Eukaryota; Metazoa; Mollusca; Bivalvia; Myida; Myidae
Exons: 10
Coding region: 17-1318 (433 amino acids)
Molecular function (GO): scavenger receptor activity
Source: RefSeq, a predicted model, not a curated record